AUGCUCGUACUUGAGAGCAGUAACCGCGAAUUUGGACCUAGCUCCAAGACGUACACACACCCAGAAGGUGGGCAUCAUCUGCCUCUGGCCCAAGCUUUGGAAGCCUCGUCUAGACGUCUUGCUGCUGCUUUUACUCAAAAGCGUGAUCUGACCGAGUUGUAUGGCGCUCAAUCUGAGCAAAUGUCAGUUUUGGCAUCUUGUGCAAUCUCCAACUCUACGAUAAUCAAACCAAGGCGCAAGAGACUUCAAACUCAACGACGACGCGAGCAAUGCCGUAACAACCAAGCACGAUACCGAACAAGACAACGCGAAUCUAUCCACGAGCUCCAAGAUUGUGUCGAACAACUGCGAGAAGAAGUGCAGAACUUGUCUGCGACGCGUCACACGCUGUGCUAUGGCGUCCAAACCAAGAACAACAUUUGGCAUGCCGUGGUUGAAUACUUUCGCCUCUUUCGCUACGGAUAUCUCGCGCCAAUGAGUGAGCCCAAUCCAUCCAAUCUCCGAGACCAAGAAUGGUUUCUUCGGUCUGCGAUGUCACCAGACAUUGUGAUCGGAGAACAGAGUGGCGUUGACGCUCUUAUUGAACAGUGGCGGCGCUAUUCAACUUACUUUGGAAAUCUCAAUUUCCAACUGAAAGGGAUGGAAGAACAGCCUUUUGGAGCCUUAGUGGCAACUGCAUCUUUCAGUUUUACCAUCACAGAAACCUCGUUGCGGCAUGUAUUCCCGCAUCUGUUAGCAACUUCUGGUGCUGAACAUACCGGCUUUGGCACAGAACACGCUGUGCUGUGGACUCGCCUGCUCGGUCGCCGACUCGACUGUCGGUGUUCAUUGCGAUUUCAAUGGGAUGAUUCGGCCGGGCGCGUGACGCAGCUGGACUGGAAAAUGGACUUGCUAACGACGUUGCUUCGAGUACUUGGCAAUCUCGAGGAUGUGAAUCGUGUGCUGGAAAAAGCCCUCAUUACACCUACGAACUUGAUCAAAGAUCUACCGACGAAAGCUGAAUAA
This is a messenger RNA of Phytophthora nicotianae INRA-310, 1005 nucleotides long. RefSeq lists its product as hypothetical. Bases 1 to 1005 code for a protein of 334 amino acids. Gene Ontology annotation, molecular function: DNA-binding transcription factor activity. The record is from RefSeq and is a predicted model, not a curated record. Lineage: Eukaryota; Oomycota; Peronosporomycetes; Peronosporales; Peronosporaceae. The transcript has a single exon. Gene Ontology annotation, biological process: regulation of DNA-templated transcription.